Molecule: messenger RNA, 2142 nt
Organism: Meriones unguiculatus (Mongolian gerbil)
Lineage: Eukaryota; Metazoa; Chordata; Mammalia; Rodentia; Muridae
Gene: Serinc4
Product: serine incorporator 4
Exons: 12
Coding region: 465-1991 (508 amino acids)
Cellular component (GO): membrane
Source: RefSeq, a predicted model, not a curated record
UGAGAACAGCUACCGCGGCGGUUCUCUUUUGACUUCCUCACGAGCUCGUUUUGUGCAAAGUCUCCUUCGACUAUCUGUUCAAUAGCCACACCACCCAAACGCACAACCUUACUUCUUCACCUAAAAACAAUCCCUUCUCUCUCUCUCUCUCUCUCACACACACACACACACACAAUUCUGCCCAACAAAGGCUGCCAACAGCUAAUCCUAAACCAAUUAAAAUAUCUAAUCCCCAGACCAGAUAGGCCAAUUGCUCCUAAUCUCACAGUCCGAAUGAUCCAGAAUACGAAGCCCAGCGAAGACAUCUUCACAAGGCUAUUUGCAUUUACCACUUCCUGGCGAUCUGUAUUUAUUUUCUGAUAUGUCCAUUCUGCGGCCUUAAGACGAGUGAUUAGCCCAGCAGAGCAACUGCCCAAUGGACGAAAAUCUUGAGAAGCUGUUGUUCCUCAUCAGCUUUUGCAGUAAUGGAUCUACGCCUAACCUCUGGGCCAAAAAUUACAGAUGCCAAAGUCAUCCCAGGCCGGAGCACCACCCCGGGCCUCCCACAGCAGCACGGUGGAGUCAGCGAUGUUGUAGAGAAAACCCCUUUCAAUCAGGUGUCCUGCUGUGGGCCUGUAUCUUGCACCAGCUGCUGCCACUCUAGACUGCCCUCUCUGUCAGAGUCUACUUGCAGCUGCUUGCUCUACAUCCUUCUCCAUGUGGGGGCCUCAGCAAUCUGCUGCCUCCUGCUGUCCAGGAAGGUGUUAGAAAGGGUCUGGGGCAAAGCACGUGGGAUCCAGAUGCCCUCAGUGCUGUGUGCCCACCUGUUUGGCAACUCUGACUGUCCAGUACUCAGUGGCUCUGGGGCUGUGUAUCGAGUAUGUGCAGGAACUGCCACCUUCCACCUGAUGCAGGCUGUGCUGCUAGUCCGCCUCCACUCCCCUACCAGCCCUCGGGCACAGCUACAUAACAGCUUCUGGAGCCUCAAGCUGUUGCUCCUGUUUGGUCUCUGCACCGUUGCCUUCUGCAUCCCGGACGAGCAUCUCUUCCCAGCCUGGCAUUACAUUGGCAUCUGUGGAGGCUUCAUAUUCAUCCUACUACAGCUGGUGCUUAUCACAGCCUUUGCCCACUCCUGGAACAAGAACUGGCAGACUGGCGCAGCCCAAGACUGUAGCUGGUUCCUGGGUGUGUUACUGGCCACCCUAGGAUUCUACAGUAUGGCAGGUGCAGGAGCCGUGCUAAUGUUCCACCACUACACACACCCUGAUGGUUGCCUGCUCAACAAGAUGUUACUCAGUCUGCACCUUUGCUUCUGUGGCCUCCUCUCUCUCCUCUCCAUUGCACCUUGCAUCCGCCUCAAGCACCCAAACUCCGGCCUUCUGCAGGCGUCUGUCAUCAGCUGCUACAUCAUGUAUCUGACCUUCUCUGCACUGUCCAGUCGUCCCCCAGACACAAUAACCUUUCAAGGACAGAAUCACACCUUGUGCCUGCCUGGCCAGACUAAAAAGGAACCACACAUACCGAAUACCUUGGUGGCAGUGCUGAGUGCUGGCAUCAUGUAUGCUUGUGUGCUUUUUGCUUGCAACGAAGCUUCCUAUCUGGCCGAGUUAUUGGGACCCAUGUGGAUCAUCAAGGUUUACAAUUACGAAUUCCAGAAACCCUCACUCAACUUCUGCUGCCCCCAAACAGUGGAACCAGAGGAUGGGCAAAGGAGCAGAACGAGGUCAGGUGACCCAGAGAUGUGGCCAGCUGCUCAGGUGCAGAGGCAGCAUCUUCCCUACAGCUACUCGGCUUUCCACUUCGCCUUCUUCCUUGCUUCGCUCUAUGUCAUGGUUACCCUUACCAACUGGUUCAGCUAUGAGGGAGCAGAACUGGAGAAGACCUUCACAAAGGGUAGCUGGGCUACCUUCUGGGUCAAAGUUGCCUCCUGCUGGGCCUGCGUACUCCUCUAUCUGGGGCUGCUCCUGGCACCAUUCUGUUGGCUCCCCACUCAGAAAUUCCCACCACCCUAGUAUUUCUCGGCCAGGUCAAAACUGGCUCCCCAACUAUUGUAACAAACUGGGAGACCCUUUAGAUUAUGCUCCUAACCUUGGCUCCAAAGCCACCCAGCCCAGCUCAGGACCUCAAGGACAAAUGAGCACUUACUAGCACUAAGGUACAAUA